Molecule: messenger RNA, 2054 nt
Organism: Oncorhynchus mykiss (rainbow trout)
Lineage: Eukaryota; Metazoa; Chordata; Actinopteri; Salmoniformes; Salmonidae
Biological process (GO): regulation of transcription by RNA polymerase II
Cellular component (GO): transcription regulator complex; PcG protein complex; chromatin
Molecular function (GO): DNA-binding transcription factor activity, RNA polymerase II-specific; RNA polymerase II cis-regulatory region sequence-specific DNA binding
Source: RefSeq, a predicted model, not a curated record
UUAGCAGAUUGCGGUCUGCGACUUUAAGGCAAUGCUGCUGUUGUGACGUAUAUUCUAGUGGACGGAACGCUUCUUUCAACCGCAGCAACAGUUUGUCCGCCACCUCGGUAGCUUGCUCGACAAAAUAGCCGAACCAAUAAAGCUCUUUAGACGCUUUAGUGUAUAUUAGCCACUGUGUUUUAAGCCCAUUUCUCCCCUCUAGUUAGUUAUCCGAUUUAAUUUCAUAUUUAUUGUGUUGUUGUUAUUAGUCAGCUAGCGGGCUGGUUAAGUUAGCAUUAGCCUAGCUAGCUAACAUCUCCGACCAUGAGGUCACUUAGCUACUCUCCUGAUAAAAAGGUGAAAGAGGAGGAGGAAGAGAAGGAUGUUACAAUACAAAAACAAGUAGAGGGUGAGGCCGUUACCGUGAAAGAAGAGAAAGACGUUUCAGUGAAAGAAGAGGAAGACGUGUUCAGAGUAAAAGAAGAGGAAGACUUGUUCAGAGUAAAAGAAGAGGAGGAUGCAGUUGUUGAAGUGAAAGAGGGGGAGAUGAUUGUCACAUCGAAAAAGGAGGGGGAAGAAGAGGAGGAAACGGGAUAUCUGGGCCCGGUUUCCCAAAGGCAUCUUAAGGCAUCCAAUGGUUCUAACGAUGAACGUUCCCUGAUUAACACUAGAGAGAGUGGGGACUAUUGUGGAUCCUCUGGGGAUCCUCAACAACCUCAUGAUGCUGAAGAGGCAGAGAAGAGUCUCUCCAGAUCAAAACACCUCAAGAAACACCUGCAGAGAUCCACAGGGAAGAGAACUCACUUCUGCUCUGACUGUGGGAAGAGAUUCACCUCAUCAGGCAUUAAAAUUCAUCAGAGAACACACACAGGAGAGAAACCUUAUAGCUGUGGUCAAUGUGGGAAGAGUUUUCCUCAAUCUGGCUCUCUGACAGUACACCAGAGAACACACACAGGAGAGAAACCUUAUAGCUGUGAUCAAUGUGGGCAGAGUUUUGUUCAAGCUAACAAUCUGACUCGACACAAGAGAACACACACAGGAGAGAAACCUUAUAGCUGUGGUCAAUGUGGGAGGAGUUUUACAACAUCUAGCUCUCUGACAGUACACCAGAGAACACACACAGGAGAGAAACCUUAUAGCUGUGGUCAAUGUGGGAAGAGUUUUGGUCAAUCUGGAGAGCAUACAGUGCACCAGAGAACACACACAGGAGAGAAACCUUAUAGCUGUGAUCAAUGUGGGAGCAGUUUUCCUUCAUCUAGCUAUCUGACAGUACACCAGAGAACACACACAGGAGAGAAACGUUAUAGCUGUGAUCAAUGUGGGAAGAGAUUUACUUUCUCUGGCACUCUGACUCAACACCAGAGAACACACACAGGAGAGAAACCUUAUAGCUGUGAUCAAUGUGGGAGGAGUUUUACUACAUCUAGCUCUCUGACAGUACACCAGAGAAAACACACAGGAGAGAAACCUUAUAGCUGUGGUCAAUGUGGGAGGAGUUUUACUACAUCUAGCUAUCUGACAGUACACCAGAGAAAACACACAGGAGAGAAACCUUAUAGCUGUGGUCAAUGUGGGAGGAGUUUUACUACAUCUAGCUAUCUGACAGUACACCAGAGAAAACACACAGGAGAGAAACCUUAUAGCUGUGGUCAAUGUGGGAGGAGUUUUACUACAUCUGGCCAUCUGACAGUACACCAGAGAAGACACACAGGAGAAAAAUCACAUAGCUGUGACCAGAGAUAAUCUGUUAAAAGAUCUCUGAUCAAAUAUUAGAAAAUACAUACAUGAAGGAGUUGUUUCAUGUUUUCAAUGAAUUAAUGUCACAAUGUAGAAUGUUUUAACAUUGUAGUAGGAGUAUUUUAAUGAUGUCACAAUGUAGAAGCCUAAACGUUUCCCCCCCUUUAUGAUUUGAUUUCAUAAUGAUAUGGAUAUUAGCCUCACGGGAAAAUGGAAGAGUACUAUUUAUGUGAUUUAAUAAAAAUUGACAAACAAAAAAGUUCAAAUCAAAUGUAUUUAUAUAGGGCUUCUUACAUCAGCUGAUAUCUCAAAGUGCUGUACAGAAACCCAGCCUAAAA